Molecule: messenger RNA, 3683 nt
Organism: Eleginops maclovinus (Patagonian blennie)
Lineage: Eukaryota; Metazoa; Chordata; Actinopteri; Perciformes; Eleginopidae
Gene: pof1b
Product: POF1B actin binding protein
Exons: 13
Coding region: 220-1887 (555 amino acids)
Biological process (GO): actin filament organization; bicellular tight junction assembly; epithelial cell morphogenesis
Cellular component (GO): bicellular tight junction; actin filament; adherens junction
Molecular function (GO): actin filament binding
Source: RefSeq, a predicted model, not a curated record
UCGGUCUUCCCCUCCACGGAAGAACUCCUCCAACCACACAUUCCUCUUCCAGUUUACCAAGCUCAGGAGGAAGUAAAUCCCGGGGUAGUUUAACUUUUCCCACCCCUGAGAAACCGCGCACAGGAGAACAGCAGCUUGAUUCGCAGAAACUUCCAACUUCCAACUUCCUUUGGUUAUUUUUAGUUUUCCUCCCUUUUUCGGUUUUGUGGAUCCAUCAAGAUGUCUGUGCAUACGAGCCAGAAGACGAUGACCUACCGGACCUUGAAGGUGGCCACCCCGGAGCCGUUGACCAGCACGAUGAUCUCGUCCUGCCCGGUGUCCCCGACUCCGUUGACCAGCACGGUGAUCUCGUCCGGCCAGGUGUCCCCGGCUCCGUACGCGAUGAACGGCACCUUUGAGUCUGUUCGGUACCUGGUCCCCAUGCAGCAGGGCAUACAGCAGCAGCAGCAGCAGACCUACAUCCCGGUGCAGCAGGGCAUGCAGCAGCAGCAGACCUACAUCCCGGUGCAGCAGGGCAUGCAGCAGCAGUACAUCAUAAUGCAGCAGCCCAUGAUGCAGCAGCCCAUGAUGCAGCAGAUGGUGUCCCCGGUGUACCUUCAAGGGAUGUCCCACCUGAGCGUCAGCAGCCAGGACUCCACCGACAAUUGCCAGCAGCACAUCAGGAAUGAGAGCAUCAGCGGGAUGUCUUCAUCAGUGUUCAGCGCAGAGGAGGAGGAGGACGAGGUGGUUGAGGAAGAGGAAGAGGAAGAGGAAGAGGAAGAAGAGGAGACGGUUGUGAUAGAAGAGGUGGAAAUCAUCAACGUCCUGAAGCAGAAGGCGUCGGUGAUAAACACCUGCAGAACAGAGGUGAAGGAAAUACCUCAGGAGACGAAGAUGGACACGCGCUACUUCGGCGAGCUGCUGGCCGAGGUCUACAGGAAGAACUGCGACAUCCACUCCUGCAUCUCCGAGCACGUGUCCAAGAUCCGCGGACAGAAACACCACCUGGAUCCCAGCAAUGACUACAAGGUAGAAAAAGAGGAGGUGGAGGCUUUGCUUCCCAAAGGAGCCUCUGAACUGACCAGACAACAAAUCCGAUACCUGCUGCAGACUCGUCUCACUGCAGAUAAGAGCAUGCGCCUGCUGCUGUCUACCUUCAGCAGUCUGAGGGAGGAGCUGCUCCACAUGACGGAGGACAUGAUGCGUCUGGAGAGCGAGAAGGAGGCUCUGGAGAGAGACCUGAGCUUCAAAUCGGACCAGGCCCUUCAGUAUGACUCCCUGCUGGAGGCCGUGAGAGACAACAACAGACAGCUGCAGUUGUCUCUGAAGGAAAGCAGCUCCAUGCAGCGCUCCCUGGAGAGCCAGCUGAUGAGCACCAAAAGCUCCGACUCGAGCCGCGACUUCAAACUCAAAGAGAUGGAGGGCAGGAUGAGGGCGAUGGAGAACGAGAACGAGAUGCUCCGACAGAAGCUGGCGGGUCAGGCCAGCAGCACCACCCUGCACUUGAAGACGGAAGAGCUGUCCCGUCAGUACAAAGACCAGCUGGAGGCCAUGAGGGACGCCAAGGACCAGGAGAUCCAGAGACUGAGGAGCCAGGUGACGAGGAUCCAGUCGGAGGUCACCACCACCACCACCCAGAAGUCGUCCUCCGACCAGAGUCUCCAGCUGAAGAUCUCCGAGCUGCUCGCCAUGCUGGAGCAGCGGCAGACCACCAUCAGCAAACAGGAGGAGGAGAUCAGGAGGCUGAUGAUGGAGAAGUCCAGCAGCAGCUCCAAGAACCAGGUCACCAGAACCAUCACCACCCAGAGGUUUAAUACCAAGUACCCUAUGCUGGGUCUGCUGGAUGACCAGUACCAGAACUCAAGCGUCAAAGAAAGCAAGACCAUCGUACUUCAGAGAACUACUUGAGAGGCGAUCGAACAGGAAUGAUCGAGCGACAAGAAGAUCCAGACGUCCGUCCCGUUCCUUCCCAGUCCCCCCCCCCCAAAGUCCCUCCUCCUCCUCAGGGCUCCCAGGCUUGGUGGUAGUGGAUGUAUUAAAGCCCUAAAGUCGAAGAAAAGUGACCAGAUAAAUUAUACUGGUCCAAAAACACAAUUCAAAGAGGGAAAACUUAAAAAAACUCAGACAUUCUUUGAGAUCGGAGGCAAGUCUAUCCGAAAAAGGAAGACAUUUCCAAGACAAAAACAUGCAUCAAAUAAUGCAUUUGAAAGCAAAAAAAACUUGCAAAUUUGUGACUUUAUUUCCAAGAAUUUCCAAGAAAAAACUUGCUCUACUUUGCAAGGUUGGAUCAACCAUGUCACAAUAAAUCAAAUCAACACAGGCCAUUUUUAAAAUUUGCUCAAACACUACUAUGGAGAAGGUGUGGUCAAACGACUGAAUGGCCUAAAGUAUUUUCCUCACACACUUUUAUAUAAACCAGAGCCGCCUUAAAGCCACCACAGCCUUGUUAGCCCGGGGGGUGAGGAAGUGGAACUAUGAUUGCUACUCUGUACAUAUUUAUAUUUUUUUAUAUAUAUUGUAAGACACUCAGUGAAUGUUUUGAGGAACUUUUGAAAGAAAUCGGGUAGUUUUCUUCGUGGUUAAAGGUAGUUUUUACGUGUGGCAGGGUGGAGAGACAGAGAGAUGGAGGAAGAGAGAAAGUGGUGACAGGUGGAAAACUGAAAACAUCCAGACUGAUUAGAUGCAACCUGGAGUCGCUGUGCAUGGGGAUGUGUUCACACGGAGCUUCUGAUGUGUUGGUGGAGCUGUAGCGUGAUUUUAAUGAGGGUUUAUGAUGGUGGAAGAACAUUUUAAAAGCACAAUAUUAUGUUAGUUGUUUUCCUGCUUUGUCUCCGUUCAGGUUUUUGCAAACAGGAAUCAUGCUGACGGCUUUGUGUCCACUGGGUGCUCGAUUCACUUCUGGGUAGAGAGUUUAAAGACACUGAGGCUUUUAUUUAUUGUUGCUCUUAACGUAGAGACCACUGCAAAGACUUCCUGCUGCCAAUAAAAUGAGCCUCUGUAUGUGGUGUGUCUCCCAAACCAGCGCCCUCACAUGCAUUUGUACAGGACAGGAUAAAAAGAUGUAUUUUCUGAAGCAUUUAUAAUCUUCAGCCGUCUGCAAACACAUCCAUAACUCGUCCAUUUAACUGACAGAUUUGUACAUUUGAGUUUCUUAUAUUUACCAGAGAUGUGUUUAUUGAAAAUAGGCAUAAAACUGCAGUGCACCUAGGAAACACAAACAGGAUCAGGAUGAGCUUCUUAAUUUAUCAGGGAAAUGGUUUUGGAUUAUGCAGCUGAUGGUGGAUUUUAUUUGAUCUUAUUUCACUUAUUUUAAUAGAGACGAGCAGCCCAGUGGAAACAGAGCCAGAUUCCUGCAAAAAGCCUGAACAUUUAACUGACUGGACCUAAAGUGCCUUACUGCGUUAGCAACAAGCUAAUGUUAGCACAGCAUUUACUCUUUUGUUGACUAAAUAUCAUCAUCUUUAAACAGUUUUGGGACCAAUGCUGUCUUUUUCUGUGUCAUUUUCUCUGAGGAGACUAAAUCUUUGCUGACAGUAAAUUGUAUGCUGAGCUAAAUUAACUGGUUGUGGCUAAUCUAGCAAAUAGAUGUGUUCUUAAUAUAUAUUUUCUUAUGCAAACAGCUGUCUCUAUUUUCCAGUUCAAAAGGAUUUUGGGCUCUAAUGAGAUUUCAGCUGUGAUUAAAAUCAGUAGUGUUUCUAUGCAAA